AUGCUGUUGCUACUGUCGCUGCUGCCUCUCCUGCCACCGCCGCUGCUGCCGCCGCCGCCGCCUCUGGUCUUGCUUUUGCUUUUACUUCUCCUGCAUGACAGUUGUUUUCUUCCUCUAAGCAGACACCAGCUUCAGACGCUUGAGGUGAGAAACAUGCCUUUCAGUUUGGGAUACUGGUUUACUUAAUCAGCUAGGCAUCGGCUGCCUUCCUAUUUUGGUUCCCUGCCUUCUUGACCAACCAGGAUGGUUUGGAAAAGCAUUUGAAAGAACUGGAAAAGUGUCCCAGAAACAACAGCUCAAGA
Messenger RNA from Psammomys obesus (fat sand rat), 302 nucleotides. RefSeq lists its product as uncharacterized. The coding region runs from base 1 to 186 and encodes 61 amino acids. Lineage: Eukaryota; Metazoa; Chordata; Mammalia; Rodentia; Muridae. The record is from RefSeq and is a predicted model, not a curated record. The transcript has a single exon.